AUGCCCCGCGCCGACAUCUGCACCGAGUUCUACAUCAUCCGGUACUGUGCUGCGCGCCCCGCAUGUCUCUCUGCUUGUCUAUCUGGUAUCUGUCUGUCUAGCUGCCCGUCUCGCUGCCUGCCUGCCUCCCUGCCAUGCCCUGCGCCGGCAUCUGCACUGAGUUCUACAUCAUCCGCCUGCCUGUCUCCCUCCCUGCCUCUCUGCCUGCCUGCCAUGCCCAGCGCCAGCAUCUGCAGCGACUUCUACAUCAUCUGUCACGGGGAGGCGGCGCACAACGUGUCGACGCUCAUAGGGGGGCGGUCGCCGCAGGCAGCACUCACCCCUUUAGGCGAGCAGCAGGCGGUGCUGCUGGGGCGCUACCUGCGGGACUACGUGGGCGUGCGCUUCCAUGCCAUCUUCUCCUCGCCCAUCGAGCGCUCCAAACGCACUGCCAUCCUCGCCUGCCAGGAGAUGGGGGUGGCGGAGAGCAUGAUCCGGUAUGCGGACGAGCUGCAGGAGCUCAGCCAGGGGCAGUGGGAGCGGCAGCCGCGCGCACGCAUCUACCAGCGCGGUGUGCUGGAGCAGAUGGUGGCCGCUCAGCCCGACUUCAGGGCGCCCGGGGGGGAGAGCCAGCGACAGGUUGAGUUCCGUAUGGUUGAGUUUCCCCACCCUCAAAUCUGCCCACCACGCCUGCUAAUGGUAACAGCAGCACUCCAGCAUCUGCUAACAGCAGCACUCCAGCAUCUGCUAACAGCAGCAGCAGCAGCAGCAGCAGCAGCAAUCUUUCCAGCAGCACUGGCAGUGCAGUUAAUGCACAAGGAGGUGGGGCAGCAGCUGAUGAUGUUUUCCGUGUGGCUGUUUUCUCCCACGGCACUGCAAUACGGUGCCUUGUGCGUGGCGUUUUGGGUUCGGACCCUCAUCUCACCCACAAUAUUGGCAUUGACAACACUUCAAUCUCUAUUCUCCGUCACACCGCUCGGAAAGGGUGGCAUCUGGUCAAGAUGA
This is a messenger RNA of Closterium sp. Naga37s-1, 984 nucleotides long. The record is from the annotation of a GenBank genome assembly. Lineage: Eukaryota; Viridiplantae; Streptophyta; Zygnematophyceae; Desmidiales; Closteriaceae.